GUUCCGCCUCUCUCCGAAUUCCACCGCAGGACUCUCUCCCCAUUGGUCCAGCGGGUCGGAGUGCAGAGAACAACAAACAAGUUAGGGUGAAGACCGUCGGGAUGGAUGCAGCUACCUUGACAUACGACACACUUCGCUUUGGAGAGUUUGAAGAUUUUCCCGAGACCUCCGAGCCUGUGUGGAUCUUGGGGAAAGAAUACAAUGCACUCACAGAGAAAGAUGAGAUUUUAUCAGAUGUCACUUCACGGCUGUGGUUCACAUACAGAAAAAACUUCCCACCAAUUGGUGGGACAGGACCGACAUCGGAUACAGGAUGGGGAUGUAUGUUACGGUGCGGACAGAUGAUCCUUGGCGAGGCCUUGGCGUGUAGACAUUUAGGCAGAGACUGGAGAUGGGCCAGAGGCCAGAAACAAAGAGAAGAGUAUGUCAGCAUUCUAAACGCCUUUAUUGACAAAAAAGACAGCUAUUAUUCCAUCCAUCAAAUUGCCCAAAUGGGAGUUGGAGAGGGAAAGCCUAUAGGCCAGUGGUAUGGACCAAACACAGUUGCCCAGGUUCUAAAGAAGCUGGCUGUGUUUGACACGUGGAGCAGAUUAGUUGUACACGUGGCGAUGGACAACACUGUGGUCAUCGAGGAAAUCAAGCGUCUCUGUAUGCCCUGGCUGGACAUUGAAGGAGCCUGUGCUGAGCCAGAGGGAAUGGGGGGGCUCAAUGGCUGCCUGGAGGGUGCGUGUGCCCUGGCUGAGGAGGAGACAGCUCUCUGGAAACCUCUGGUCCUGCUCAUCCCCCUCAGGCUGGGCCUGAGUGAUAUAAAUGAGGCCUACAUCGAAACACUUAAGCAAUGCUUCAUGCUGCCUCAGUCCCUGGGUGUUAUUGGGGGGAAACCCAACAGUGCCCAUUACUUCAUUGGUUAUGUCGGAGAGGAACUCAUCUAUUUAGACCCGCACACCACUCAGCCUGCAGUGGAGCCAUGUGAAGACGGCCAGGUCCCUGAUGAGACGUACCACUGUCAGCACCCACCCUGUCGCAUGCACAUCUGUGAACUAGACCCAUCCAUCGCAGCGGGUUUCUUCUGCAGAACAGAGGACGAGUUUGAUGACUGGUGUAUGCGCAUAAGAAGGCUGUCCUGCAACAGAGGGGGCCUGCCCAUGUUUGAACUAGUAGACAGUCAGCCCUCUCACAUGGUCAGCGUGGAUGCCCUUAACCUUACCCCUGACCCUCACUUCAUAGAUUUCUCGGACUCAGACAGGUUGGAGCGGUUCUUUGAUUCAGAAGAUGAAGAGUUUGAGAUCCUUUCCCUGUGAGGAACAUAUGAACAAUGAUUUACUGUUCGACGGUUGGUGAGAGAUUCUCUCUUCUCUGUAUCAGAAGGGACGCCUGAGGGGAUGAACAUUAACCGGAGACCUCUUAAGCCAGUCCAGCACAAAUGGUGUAGUCAGUGUGUGCGACACAGCGUUCUCAACAGCCACUGAAUGCUCUCUGUAUCCAACAUUGAGACUGCCUGGUGGAAGCCGUAGCAGGAGCUCAGGAUAAAUUCUGUAUGCACAUCUUCACAUGUUUCCAUUUUGAGUCUUAACACUUUAAUUGUUCAUUCUGAAGUGAUAUGGUGCCUUUCCCUGACUCCAUAAGUAAAAUUGCCAUAAGUUUUAUGUUGUAUAGAAACAAUGGUUCAUGAUGCCCAUAGCUUAUGCGGUGUGUCACUAAUAACUGAAGUCUAAUGAAACCAAAUUCAAGUCAAAUCUUCAGACAAGUUCUAUUAACUCUCCAUGCAAAGUAUCCUUGCCGAGUCUAAAACAUAUACACUAGUUCCUUUGAAGAUUAUUUAUUUAAUCGACACAGUAUAUAGAAAGCUGAAAGGACAAUAGACAUGUAAAAGGACUAAAACCUUAAAUAAAAUCAGAAUCUGA
This is a messenger RNA of Micropterus salmoides (largemouth bass), 1904 nucleotides long. It is a transcript of the gene atg4b, whose product is annotated as autophagy related 4B, cysteine peptidase. Bases 102 to 1301 code for a protein of 399 amino acids. Gene Ontology annotation, molecular function: protein-phosphatidylethanolamide deconjugating activity. The transcript is spliced from 13 exons. Lineage: Eukaryota; Metazoa; Chordata; Actinopteri; Centrarchiformes; Centrarchidae. The record is from RefSeq and is a predicted model, not a curated record.